This is a messenger RNA of Syngnathus acus (greater pipefish), 2055 nucleotides long. RefSeq names its product POF1B actin binding protein (gene pof1b). Gene Ontology annotation, molecular function: actin filament binding. NCBI's taxonomy places the organism in Eukaryota, Metazoa, Chordata, Actinopteri, Syngnathiformes, Syngnathidae. Gene Ontology annotation, biological process: actin filament organization; epithelial cell morphogenesis; bicellular tight junction assembly. The record is from RefSeq and is a predicted model, not a curated record. The coding region runs from base 41 to 1522 and encodes 493 amino acids. The transcript is spliced from 12 exons. Gene Ontology annotation, cellular component: adherens junction; actin filament; bicellular tight junction.
CCCUUCUAACAUCUUCAUUUUUGCCCGUGUCUCCGCAACGAUGUCCGUCCAGAGCCAGAAGACCACCACGUCCACCUCCACCUACCGGACCAUGAACGUGGCCUCACCCGAGCCGUUGAGCGGCGGUACGUUGCUGUCCACGACCGCCCGCUCGGCGUCCCCGCUUCAGUACGCCGUCAACGGCGGCAACUACAACACGCUGCGCUACCUGGUGCCGAUGCAGCCGACCGUGCAACAGCAGUCCUACGUGCUGGUGCAGCAGCCCACCGUCAUGCAGCAGAUGAUGUCGCCCGUCUACCUGCAGGGCGUCCCCCGCAUGAGCGUCAGCAGCAGCCUGGACUCGGAGCUCCUGUUUCAGCAGAACACGGAGGAGGAGGACGAGGAGGCGGUGGAAGUGGAGGAGGUGGAGAUCGUCAACAUCGUACAGCAGAAGCCGCCGCCGCCGGCCAUCGAGAAGAUCUCCCGCACGGAGGUGAAGACGGGCCUGAACGAGGCCACCAAGAUGGACACGCGCUACUUUGCCGCCUUACUGGCCGACGUCUACAGGAAGAACUGCGACAUCCACUCCUGCAUCUCCGAGCACGUGUCCAAGAUCCGAGGACAGAAAGUGGAUCUGGGUGUUGACCAGGUGGAAGAUGUUGAGUCCCUGCUCCCGAAAGGAGCCACGGAACUGACCAAACAGCAAAUCCGUUACCUGCUGCAGACUCGCCUAACUGCGGAUAAGAGCAUGCGUCUGCUGCUGUCCACCUUCAGCAGCCUGAGAGAAGAGCUCCUGCACAUGUCCGAUGACUUGCGGCGUCUGGAGGGCGAGAAGGAGGCGCUGGAGCGAGAUCUGGCCUUCAAAGUGGAUCAGGGUCGCCAGUACGACAGUCUCUUGGAAGCGGUUCGUGAAAACAACAGACAGCUUCAGGUGUCUCUGAAGGAGAGCACCACCUCCCAGCGUGCCUUGGAGAGCCAGCUGAUGAGCGCCCGCAACACCGACGCCAGCCGCGACUUCCGAAUGAAAGAGCUGGAGGGACGCAUCAGAGCUCUGGAGAAGGAGAACGAGAUGCUCCGACAGAAGCAAUUAGGCCAAUCCAACAGCAGCACACUCCACAUCAAGACCGAGGAGCUGUCGCGGCAGUUCAACGAGCAGCUCGGCACCAUGAAACAGGAGAAGGACCAAGAGAUCCUGCGGCUGCGGACUCAGAUUACGAGGCUCCAGACAGAGAUCACCACCGAGAGAACGUCGUCCGCCUCGGAGAAGACCCUCCAGUUGAAGAUCUCGGAGCUGCUCGCCAUGCUGGAUCAGCGACAGACCACCAUCACCAGACAGGAGGAGGAAAUCCAAAGGCUGAUGAUGGAGAGAAACAAAAAAGACAGCUCCCAAACCACCAAGACUAUCAUCACCAAACGGUACAGGAACCAGUACCCCAUCCUGGGCCUGCUGAGUGACGACUACCAUAUCAACUCGACCUCGCCGAUCAGUGAAGACAAGACCAUCGUCAUUGAGAGAUCCGGAGAGGUUAUCCGACGGGAAUGAGGGCACAAGAACAACACGGCAGCUCAUCCAGCCCACUCCAUGGAUUCCGAAGAAUAGCUUAUACGCAGAAAUGGAUUUCAUGUCUUAUUUUUACACUAAUCCGACAGUUCCGAAAACGUUUUUUUCUUUUUUGCAUUGACCAAUAAUGGGCAUACGAUGCCUAGCUUUUGCAGUAACUCAUUGAUCAUUUCCCCGCAAAGUCAGGUAAAUUUGUCACUGUAAAUAUUUAAAUAUAUAUAUUUGUGAGACGGUUUAGAGAAAUGGGGAGGGAGCUCUGCGGUUUAUUUGGUUUAUUGAAGUUGAUUUGAUCAUGUUUAUUUGAGGGUGGUAUGAAGGGGAGAGGUGCAUGGAUGUAGGCGCUUUAUGGUUAGGGAGUUUUAAGAUGGGAUUUUAAAGCACAACAUGAUGUCAACUGGUAUUUGUUUUGCGCUUCUAGUGUAGUGAACGCUUUUUGUCCACUGGAAGAUGUCCUACAGCUUGAUUAGCAUGGGACGCUAACACAUUAGCAAUAAAACAGCCUUACUAAAACCUUA